Molecule: messenger RNA, 570 nt
Organism: Miscanthus lutarioriparius
Lineage: Eukaryota; Viridiplantae; Streptophyta; Magnoliopsida; Poales; Poaceae
Source: the annotation of a GenBank genome assembly
AUGGAAGAUGUUCGGUACCCCGGACCCCGGUACCGCACGGCCCGGUUUAUCAUAACAAACUCUGGAAGUGGUCAUACUGUUCCUGGGGCUAGGUAUAAAGAGUAUCGUCUUCAGGAUUACAGCUCCUGGUUUGUCAAACAGCUAGAUGACACGGAGAAAUGGGCUCGCCUGAAGAGCUGCCUAGUGAAGACAGAUGACUGCAAUAACUUGUCAAAAAGAUACAAGACUGCAAGAGAGUACAAGCUUGCAGACCUUACUCCCAUGGAGUCGGGUUGCUGCUGCCCACCAGCAGAGUGCGGGUACCCAGCUCUGAAUGCAUCCUAUUUCGAUCUGAGCUAUCAUCCGGUGAGCACCAACGUCGACUGCAAACUGUACAAGAACGCCCGAUCUGUCAGGUGCUACGACUGCAAUUCUUGCAAAGCUGGGGUCGCGCAGUACAUGAAGACAGAGUGGCGAGUGGUGGCUAUCUUCAACGUGAUAUUGUUCGUCAUCCUGUCGUUCGUGUACUUCGUUGGCUGCUGUGCGCGGCGAAACACUGGAGGAAGUGAUACGAAAGGUCGUGGCAGGUGA